CAGCACUCCUUAUAUUUUUUUCUCGUCCUAUUUAUGAUGCUUUUUUUGCAAGCUACCCAGAAAUUGAAGAGUUAUCCAAAAAGAUAUCUUCCAGAAAAUGAUGGAAUCAGUUAAAAAGGCAAAAAGUAGAUUUAGAAAAUACCCUGCAUUAUUAGCUGCCUGCAAAAGUGAGGCUUCUGUUUAUGCAAAGUGUGUAGUGAAUAAAGACUUAAUCAAAGUUAAUAACUGUGCUGAAGAAUUUAAUUUAUUUAAAAAGUGUCUUCAGAAAUCUGCUGCUAGCAUGGGUACAAGAAUUUGAAAGAAGGAAGAAUUGGAC
Agrilus planipennis (emerald ash borer) is the source of this 316-nucleotide messenger RNA. RefSeq names its product NADH dehydrogenase [ubiquinone] 1 alpha subcomplex assembly factor 8. Lineage: Eukaryota; Metazoa; Arthropoda; Insecta; Coleoptera; Buprestidae. The coding region runs from base 98 to 298 and encodes 66 amino acids. The record is from RefSeq and is a predicted model, not a curated record. Gene Ontology annotation, cellular component: mitochondrion. Gene Ontology annotation, biological process: mitochondrial respiratory chain complex I assembly. The transcript has a single exon.